CCCUGAUCCACAUCUUACACUCUACUCUCAUGAGCCCCACUCCUUUCAUUUCUGUGUCUUUUCUCCUCUUGCUCUUGUUAGUGACACUGGAUAGUGGACACAUUCGAUUGUCAACUUGUCAUGGAAGGGGAUAUGGGCACAUAUGUCAUGCCUCUCAUACCAAAGACUAUAGAUUGCUCCUCCUCUCCAUCUUUCUCUCUGUAAGGGCCAUGAAACAUCAAGGACAUGAUCGGUCUGAGAAAGCCUUCGGUCCCGAGCUAGACUGUCGACGGCUUGGUGUCCUGGCAGUUCUUCAUAGCCAGACGCACCCAGAACAGGGUCUCCUGGCUAGGAAACUUACAUCCAUGGCCCUGGGUCCUCUGGCGAAGCUUUGAGGCGAAAGCCUCCGUCUGUGGUUCUGGUCCUGGCCCCCAAAUCGAAGAGACACUGGCAACUGGCAACUGGCAGCGAACUGGUGGUGGCGAGCACAUCGUGCUUCAAAGGAAUAUGGUACAGGACAGGAGGACUCUGUACGUAGGUAGUCUGCAGACUGUCAACAAUCGACUCUCACACCCCAGAGUCAAACCGUCGUCCCAGGAGUAUGGUUCUAUCACGCUAUGCCAGCCCGGUGCCCGCCUACUCUGGCAGGCCUGGCAAGCCGCAAGCCUGGGGGGGGUAGAUGCCGCCAGUCCGCCCGCCACAAGCCAUUGCGGCACGGGCAAAACCGUUAAUCUUGCCAUACACCAACACCACCAAGGCCAUCACGCAGUCUCGCGCCGUCGUCGCCCUAGCCCAGUAGAGGCCAGACUAGACUUGGCCGACGUCGCAAACCUCCCAGGCGUGGCCGUGGUCUGUGUAACUGUGUUGAGCACUUGCUUGGCCCCUUGGGGACAGAAGACAAGGCCCACGGGUCGGUGCUUGGCUCGAGUCUUCAGAUCGCUAGCAUCCUCCCGC
Colletotrichum phormii is the source of this 933-nucleotide messenger RNA. RefSeq lists its product as uncharacterized. Bases 30 to 374 code for a protein of 114 amino acids. The transcript has a single exon. Lineage: Eukaryota; Fungi; Ascomycota; Sordariomycetes; Glomerellales; Glomerellaceae. The record is from RefSeq and is a predicted model, not a curated record.